Scomber japonicus (chub mackerel) is the source of this 377-nucleotide messenger RNA. Its product is annotated as protein S100-B-like. Gene Ontology annotation, molecular function: transition metal ion binding; calcium ion binding; S100 protein binding. Bases 26 to 310 code for a protein of 94 amino acids. Lineage: Eukaryota; Metazoa; Chordata; Actinopteri; Scombriformes; Scombridae. Gene Ontology annotation, biological process: positive regulation of cell population proliferation; positive regulation of canonical NF-kappaB signal transduction. The transcript is spliced from 3 exons. Gene Ontology annotation, cellular component: nucleus; cytoplasm. The record is from RefSeq and is a predicted model, not a curated record.
GAGCGUGGUCACCAGGCUGUUCAAGAUGCCAAAGGAGAAUAUGACAGACCUGGAGAAUGGCAUGGUUACCAUCAUCCGAGUGUUUCACAAAUACUCGGGUCAUAAAUGCAAGCUGAAGAAAGCAGAGCUUAAAGAGCUUAUCAACAAUGAGAUGAGUCACUUUAUAAUGAAAAUACAUGAGAACGAAACCCUGGAUGAGCUCUUCGCAGACCUCGACCAGAACGGAGACCUGGAGAUUGACUUCCAAGAGUUCAUUACCCUCAUUGCCAUGGUCACCUCAGCAUGCCAUGAACUCUUCAAGCCAAACUAAUUAAUAGUGAGAAUGUGUACCUAUUACCCAUUAAAGAUCUGAGGAACACAGAAACCGUGUAUUUUAU